Trichechus manatus latirostris (Florida manatee) is the source of this 6456-nucleotide messenger RNA. It is a transcript of the gene PDE7A, whose product is annotated as phosphodiesterase 7A. Gene Ontology annotation, molecular function: 3',5'-cyclic-AMP phosphodiesterase activity. Lineage: Eukaryota; Metazoa; Chordata; Mammalia; Sirenia; Trichechidae. The record is from RefSeq and is a predicted model, not a curated record. The transcript is spliced from 13 exons. The coding region runs from base 1058 to 2431 and encodes 457 amino acids.
CGCUUGUUACAGUUGCAGUUUUGUAAUUGUUUGCAUAAUUAUUUGACUAAUGCAGACUCAUUAAACUGUCGGCUUCACAAGGGCAGGAACCAUGGCCAUUUUUACUCAACAGUUACAUCCCUAGCCUCUAGCACAGGGCCUCCCGCAUUGUAGCAGCUUAAUAAAUAGUUGCUGAAUACAUGAAUGAAAGUUUCAUAAAUGGAUUUUCCUCAGCAGUACUGCCUGCAACAUGCUAGCUGCUAUGAGAGAUCAUGAAGAUGGAUGAAUAUAGGCACACUUAACUCUUAGGAGAGCUCAGUCAUAGCCAAGAAAAGAAUGAGACAUGUGCCCAAAAAUGAUUGUAUAAGUUAGAUUGCAACUGGGGCUUGAAAAAAUACUUUUAAUUAUUUGAAAAUGCACUGCUAGACUCUCCUUUUGUCAAUAAAUUCACAGUGAAUGAAUUAUAGUGUUAAGUAGCUCAGACAUUAUUUAUGGCAGUCUCUAAUGUUCAUAAAGUAAUCAGUCCUAUCUCUAAAGGAAAUAAAAAGUUGAACAAAUUAAAAGAUUUAAAUUUGAAAAAGAUAGAUUAAAAUAUACUAAUGUUUUUAAAUGUCGGGACAUUAUCCCUGUGAAGCUGGUAUAUGUGAAAAGUACGAGUAAAUUUUUAGUACUGCCAAACAGUUUUUGGAAGUUGGUUCAAAGCAAUCUGCUAGUAUUAAGAUUGUAGAAGUGUUUGGGGCUCGUCAGAAACCUCUUUAGGUCUACAUUUUGUGAGACCGUUAGGUCAGCCCUCACUGAGGUUGUUUUUUUUUUUUUUCCUUGUUCCAACUUUACUUACGUUGUUUGACCCCAACCCUGGUGUUGUGGUAUUAAGCCAGUGCUCAGCGAAAAGGCUGGCUGGGCCGUGCAUUCUCAGAGAAGUCAGGUGAUAGUUGUGUGAAGGCAGCUGCUGGAGGUUCAAAUCAGUCAGUGUCCCCUCUCUUCGGUCUCUGGACAGCUUGUGAUUUACCAGACUCCUCAGAAGUCCUUGCUCUCUGGUGGAGGGGAGGGAUUAUGCAACGGGCUUUCGGUUGAUCCAAUGGGAAUUACAUUGAUCUGGUGUCUGGCCUUGGUUCUUAUCAAGUGGAUCGCCUCUAAGAGGCGUGGAGCAAUUUCCUAUGACAGUUCUGAUCAGACUGCGUUGUACAUUCGUAUGCUAGGAGAUGUACGUGUAAGGAGUCGAGCAGGAUUUGAAUCAGAAAGAAGAGGUUCUCAUCCAUAUAUUGAUUUUCGUAUUUUUCACUCUCAAUCUGAAUUUGAAGUUUCUGUCUCUGCAAGGAAUAUCAGGAGAUUACUAAGUUUCCAGAGAUAUCUUAGAUCUUCACGGUUUUUUCGUGGUACUACAGUUUCAAAUUCUCUAAACAUUUUAGAUGACGAUUAUAAUGGACAAGCCAAGUGUAUGCUGGAAAAAGUUGGAAAUUGGAAUUUUGAUAUCUUUCUAUUUGAUAGACUAACAAAUGGGAAUAGUCUAGUAAGUUUAACCUUUCAUUUAUUUAGUCUUCAUGGAUUAAUUGAGUACUUCCAUUUAGAUAUGAUGAAACUUCGUAGAUUUUUAGUUAUGAUUCAAGAAGAUUACCACAGUCAGAAUCCUUACCACAAUGCAGUCCACGCUGCAGAUGUUACCCAGGCCAUGCACUGUUACUUAAAAGAACCCAAGCUUGCCAAUUCUGUAACUCCUUGGGAUAUCUUGCUGAGCUUAAUUGCAGCUGCCACUCAUGAUCUGGAUCACCCAGGUGUUAAUCAACCUUUCCUUAUUAAAACUAACCAUUACUUGGCAACUUUAUACAAGAAUACCUCAGUCCUGGAAAACCACCACUGGAGGUCAGCAGUCGGGCUGCUGAGAGAAUCUGGCUUGUUCUCACAUAUGCCACUAGAAGACAGGCAAGAAAUGGAGACUCAGAUAGGUGCUUUGAUACUUGCCACAGAUAUCAGUCGCCAAAAUGAGUAUCUGUCAUUGUUUAGAUCUCAUUUGGAUAGAGGGGACUUAUGUCUAGAAGAUGCUAGUCAUCGGCAUUUAGUUUUACAGAUGGCUUUGAAAUGUGCUGAUAUUUGUAACCCAUGUCGGACCUGGGAACUAAGCAAACAGUGGAGUGAAAAAGUAACAGAAGAAUUCUUUCAUCAAGGAGAUAUAGAAAAAAAGUAUCAUUUGAGUGUGAGUCCAUUUUGUGAUCGUCAGUCCGAAUCCAUUGCCAACAUCCAGAUUGGUUUUAUGACUUACCUAGUGGAGCCAUUAUUUACGGAAUGGGCCCGGUUUUCAAACACCAGGCUCUCACAGACAAUGCUGGGCCACGUGGGGCUGAAUAAAGCCAGCUGGAAGGGAAUGCAGAGAGCGCAGUCUAGCAGCGAGGACACCGAUGCUGCUUUGGAGGAGUUGAACUCACAAUUAUUACCUCAGGAAAACCGGUCAUCUUGACCCCCAGAAUCAGGGGGACAUACUGCCUCCUGGAGGGUUUUAGAAAUGUGAAAUGGGUCUUGAGGUGAGAGAACUCACUCUUGACUGCCAAGGUUUCCAAGUGAAUGAUGCCAGCAUUAUUUAUUUCCAGGACUUCCUCUGUUGGAUCAUUUGAACCCACUUUUUCAUUGUAAGACCUGAACACAUAGCAAUAUGCAUUUGGCUUUUGUGUAGAACCUUGAAUAUGCAAAGCCCAGCAGGAAAGAAUCCAGGACUAACAAUGGAAGUAUCACAGCGUGCCACGUGUUUUUCAAAACAAACUAGAAUUUAUUCUUCAAACCGUGAAACUUGAACUGAAUCUUUCAGCAGAAAUCUCUUGGAAUUUAACCAGUCUGAUGCAACAAUGUGUAUCUGUACCUUCCACUAAGUUCUCACUGAGAAAACAGAAAUGUGAAGUGCCCAGCCUCUGCUGCCUCUGGCAAGACUCAAUGUUUACAAAUCAACUCUGAAAAUACUGGUUCUAACUUUGCCGUGGAGCAUGAUUGUGAAGGAACCACUUAGCAUUUUUAAAGAUCAAACCGUAGACUGCAGCUCUCUCAUCCCCCUGGUUUGCCUUCUUUCUUCUUUGGAUGCCACCAAAGCCCCCCCUUCGCUAUGGUUUUCGCUUGUGCGCUGGAAACUGAGCAUUUCUCCCAGAGUCCUGCCAAGCUUCCACUCCAGUGCUGUUUGGCAAUGCAAUUUAGUUUUAACUCUUAGGUUUUCAUUUGGGGUGGGAGGGGAAGAACACCGAUGUCCCAGCUGUAUUAUGAUUCUGCGGUGAAGACAUCGCAUGUUGUUUUCACUACUGUACACUUGACCUGCACAUGCAAGAAAAAGGUGGAAUGUUUAAAACACCAUAAUCAGCUCAGGGUAUUUGCCAAUCGGAAAUAAAGUGGGAUGGGGAAGUGUGUCCUUCCGAUCAAGGGUACUAAAGUCCCUUUCGCUGCAGUGAGUGAGAGGUACGUUGUGUGUGAACGUCUGGGUGCGUGUUUGCGUGCAUGUCUGUGCAUGUGUGACUGUGCAUGUGUUAAUUUAUCCAUGUGGGGAAGGAUCUGCAAUGUAAGCUUCUAUUUAUUAUUUUAGAACGUGACAUAGUGAGCAGCCACACCCGGGGGAGGGGAAGGUAGGUCAGCUGAAACAGAUCGCUCCAGUUGCCUUAAACUAUGCACAAAGCUAAGUGACCAAACUUCUUGUUUUGAUUUGAAAAAAGUGCAUUGUUUUCUUGUCCCUCCCUUUGAUGAAACGUGACCCUUUGAUGGGCCUUUUGAUGCGAACAGAUGUUUUUUAGGACAAAAUUUAAGGACAUAAUUUUGAAAAACAUUCCACUUUUGUAAUUUGUUUUAAACUGUUUUAUGUAUAGUAAGCACAACUGUAAUCUAGUGUUAAGAGAAACUGGUGCUUUCUUUUAGUUCAUUUGUAUUUCCCUUGUUACUGUAAAAGACUGUUUAUGAAUUAUGUUUACAGUUUGUCGCAACAGCCAUUUUCUUGGGAGGAAGCUUGAGUGUAAAGCCAUUUGUAAAAGGCUUUGCCAUACUCAUUUUAGUAUGUGCCUGUUGCUGUUAACUUUUGAUGAAUAAAAACCUAUCUUUUCACAUUUUAUCUUUGAUAUUUACCUUACAACUCAAUCCUUUGGCAAUCUUAAUGCUAAAUGACUAGGAAAUCGAAGACUUAGCUUCUUGGCUUUUGCAUUCACUCAUCAAAUACUGACUCAGUCAGUGCUGCGUGCACCAUCCUCUGAGGAGCUCUAUUACGUGUACUUCACAGCCCAGGUAUGUAGUUCGCUGAGUCCUGGCGAAUGCACGGUGGAGGUCAGCUUUGAGCCCAGGCUCUUGACUCUGCAACCGUUUGUUACCACAGUUGGGGACUGCUUACCGCAUCAGCACCUCUUGCAAAUACUAAAGUACUCGUCAUAUUUAUGUCUGUCAUUGGCCUUUUACAAGUAAUAAGAAAUGUCCACUUAAUUCUAUUUGAUUGACAUCAGUGUAAGAAAGGUACCAUCGGGCCUUCCCUCCAGCUUCCCAGGUCCAAUUCAUUCGAGGGAAAUAGCGCAAACUUUAAAAUCAGACAUACUGGAUUAUAUCUGUAGAAGAAUGCUGUCCAAUGAAAACACAAUACAAGCCACAUAAGUGAUUUUCCAUUUUCUAGUAGCCAUAUUAAAAAAAAAAAAGAAUAGAUUUUAAUAUUUAUUCCAAUAUAGCCAAAUUAUUUUAUUGUUUCAACAUGUAGUCUAUAUAAAAACAAUUAUUGAGAUAUUUUACAUUCUUUUUUUGAUACUAAGUCUUUGAAAUCCAGCAUGUAUUUUACACUUACAGCACAUCUCAGUUUGGACUUCCUGUAUUUCAAGUCCUCAACAGCCACAUGUGCUAGUGGCACAGAAGGUCUGAUGCAGCAGAGUUGAGUGUUACCUGUGGAAAGCCAAUUGGCCACUCAUAUGAGGGGGCAUCUCUGAAGCAAAUUUGAUGUGUCCAGAGUCUGAUCAGGACUCCUACAAGCUCACAUUUGUCAGCACAUGGACAGUGGACCCAUCUCAUGUCUCACUGACAUUAACCAAGCUCACAGUAACUGAUGUUUGAAAAAAUGGUAUUGGUAUUUAAUUUUAAUAAUAAGAAAUAUUACUAUCAUUCUCUCCCUUUAGGCAAAUCAUCUUGGAAAGUCAAAUUAUGAUCAGAUUGUUGCUUGGUGAGCAUGGAGUCUGAGCAAGGGAAGCAAGUUCCUCAUUCAUGCAUCUCCCUGUGGGGAUAUGCCUGCUGAUAGUCACACUUGUGGACCAGGGUACCCUCGUCCCUGGAUGACGCUAGAGAUUCUCUGCCAGUAGUUGCUUCUCCACUCCAUUAGAUAUUCCAGUACCUUCAGCUGUGUUUCAGUUGAGCCUGCCUGGGCUCUGUUCCACCUGUGCAUGACUGUUUUCCUUCUGAUCCAUCACUGGAUACGUCUUACAGUUUAACACUAGAAGGAUUAUCUUAUGUCCAUUUACUCAGAGGGAGACACCCGUAUGUCGCUCUUGUUUUCUGUCCAUCAUAAACACCCGCUGCAAAGUUGUAUUUUUUUAUGUAUAUGUGGGAAUCGCCUUCUAUGGCCCUGCUUCUUAAUUUGCCCUAUAUUCUUUGAACACUGAUUUACUAGAAAAAAUUACAGGAAACAUUUAAAUAAUUUAGAACCUUGCGUUUAAAAUAAGUGAAUUAUGGAACAGAAUGCAAAAUUCAAAUGAAUUUUUGAGAAAAAAGCAGGAGACAUAAAAGAAUUCUUGAGCAUCUCACAGCCCUGUGGGGGUCAAUGCUGACCCUUGGGUUUAAGCUUUUGAGAGAAAAAUUUGACAAGCCCGAGCUUAAAGAAAAAAAUAAAACCUAGUUUCUGGUCAAUAUUUGUACUCGUAAAUGCGAUGGUCUGUAAUUGUUCAUCUUUGUAUAAAAGAAGUAAAAAUUUUAUGUCCUUUGCAAAUCUGGGAAAUAUAUUUGUACCUUAGGUACAGGUUAGAGGUGGUAAUUAUUCUGAAGAUUCCCUAAAACAGUCUCUUUCCAAAAUGUUUUCUUGGCUCUUACGGCUAUUUCCUUAGAACUUUAAACCUUUCACAUCAGAGGUUCCCAUCUGAAGGUAUAUUUUGUUUAAACUCCCCUCCUAAUCCGUAUCUUCUGAUUGAAAAAUACAGUGACCAAUAGUUAAUAUGAAUUCAGUAUUGUUUUUAAAUAAAUGUGCAUAUUAAUCACCAUAACAUCAGCACACAUUUGAGACACAGCAGUACAGAUGUGUACCAAAGUCUGUAGCCAGUCCUUGCCAAGGAUCUGCAAAGAAGCUGCAUCAUUUUCAGGGCCCCCAGGGUCCAUGGUGCCCAGCUGGAACUACCACUAUUUGGUGGCGUGCUGAGAGGCACACAGCACAUCCCCUUCAUCUUCCCAUGUCCUGUGCUGAGCACAGGGCUGGCACAAACUAGACCAUCAAUAAAUGUUUGUUGAACCAAUUCAUGUGGUAUUAAUGUGUUUCCUUUGUGAUCGGCUGCUAACGUAAAGGUU